ACGGAUUUUGAAUACAUCAGCAAGAACUUUGACCGUUUACUGGGCAAACCGGGUGUCAAGGCAAUUCUAGUCCUUGACCGCGAGACGGGCAAUGUGUUGAAGACAGGCGGAAACACGGAUUUAUUCCGCAAGGAGAGCUCCGAAUCUUCAAAGCCAUCGAUUUCCAAUGAUGCACCAAGCGACGGAGCGGCCGAACCUUCAACUGCUGAUAGGGAGGGCGUGGUCGAGCUUGCAACCCUUGUUUGGAAUUAUGUCGACGUAACAGAACAGUUCGUGCAAGACCUGAAUAAGGAGGAUACAGCUCGACUGCAAAGGCUGCGUACCGCCACUCAAGAACUUGUCAUCAUCACGGACCCCAAGUUCAUACUGGCUGUCGCUCAUGACAAGCCAAAUAGCGGCUGA
Messenger RNA from Podospora anserina S mat+, 402 nucleotides. RefSeq lists its product as uncharacterized. Gene Ontology annotation, cellular component: cytoplasmic dynein complex; cytoplasm. The transcript is spliced from 2 exons. Gene Ontology annotation, molecular function: dynein intermediate chain binding. The annotation marks the transcript as partial. NCBI's taxonomy places the organism in Eukaryota, Fungi, Ascomycota, Sordariomycetes, Sordariales, Podosporaceae. Gene Ontology annotation, biological process: microtubule-based movement. The record is from RefSeq and is a predicted model, not a curated record.